This is a messenger RNA of Heterobilharzia americana, 2618 nucleotides long. The record is from the annotation of a GenBank genome assembly. NCBI's taxonomy places the organism in Eukaryota, Metazoa, Platyhelminthes, Trematoda, Strigeidida, Schistosomatidae.
CAUGGACCUGUCAUAUUUUCUGAGGACCAAGUGAGCUUUUGCAGCGUUACUCACACAAACUGAGUUGGAGCGCUGUAAGUGAUAGCUCAUUAUUUUAAUAGAAAAUCAAUCAAAUUUCAGUUGUUGUCAAUAUAUGUGACUUAAAUCCUGACGGCUGGCAUAUUAAAAAGACAAUAAUGGAUAUCUGCCACCUUAUCAGGCUUCAAAAUAAAUCUAUCAUCAACGAAAAAAUACUUUGAACUCAGUGCACAAGUAAUUAGGUUCGCUGCUGAUUAGAAGCUGAAGGACAGAAGCCUAGCUUUCAGUAUUUUACUGCAAGUGUUUAUCCUAUUUGACUUCAACACUCGGUGCUAUUGUCACCAGAACCAUAUAGUUUAAAGCACCAUGUACUGUUGGAAACAUAAUAACUCCCCAAAAGCGAUCACAUACUUGUGCAACUGUUAGCUGAUUCUCUCAUUCAACCACAAAACCCAUUAUUCCUGCGACCAAACUCUCUAUUCGGUUAAAUUGAAAUGGUCCUCAAAAAUGUUACAUGUCAGAAGCAAGUCACUUGAAACUGAUGGACAGAAAGUCCAUGAAUCAUGUCCAUUUUCAUUUUAUCUCUCACUACCCAACAUAAACGAAAUGCACAUUUCGAGCAAAUCUAAAUAUUCUAACCAAAUUAAUGUAUUACGACAGAUCAGUCCUAAUGAUAGUUGCAAGGCGUUCUUCGAAGAGAUAACUAACAGUAAUGAACUCUGCAAAGUUAGAACAAAGCCAUGUAAUGAAACUACUGCUAGAAAAGUGAGGUGGUUAUUCAAAAGAAUCAACGCAAAAUUUUCUUCAUCACCCUCAUUUUCACUAUAUCCCGGUUGUAAUAGCGAUAAUGGUAACAGUAAUAGUACAAGAAGUAGUUUAUUGUCAUUUCGGCAUCAAAAACUUGGUCUUAGUGGAUAUUUAACUUCAAUAUCAUCAUUUAAGUUUAAAUCUGAUUGUACAGAUGCAAGUUUGACCGUCAAAGACGAAGGUUUAAAUAUGCAAACACGUUCCAAAAAGAUAAGCGUGCCACCACCUCUGUGGAUUAAUCAUGAUUCCGCAUCACAACUACAUGGCGUACAAGAAAAUGAUCAGCAAAAACUUAACGAUACCGAUCUGCUUAUGGAUCAUAGUUUGUCUGCUCAAGAGUAUGCCAGGACAGGAAACGUAUGCUUUUUCGGAAAUCACGGAAUCUAUAAAAGUAAGAACUUUAAAUCCCAGACGAAAAAAGACCAAAACUCUCCACAUUUGACUUCGCGGCGAACUUGUCUUUCUCUGGUUGAAGUCACUGGAUCAUCUGAUAACUGCAAAAGACGCAGAGAAACAUGCUUUGAUACACUCAGUGCUAACAGUGGUAUUGGGACUAAUACUAAAAGCAAUAAUUAUGACCAUCGUAGAUCUAUUCACAAAAACGUUCCAUUCACCAGUCCAGAGAGAAGGAUAACAGAGGACAAAGGUGAUUCCCGCUCGAAAAAAACGGUUGAUACCAGCGAUAAUGUUGGCCAGUUAAGGUCACCUAGUCCCAACAGUAAAUCUCCGAAACUUGAACGAAAACUCAGUAAGCUAGCUAUCGGUGUACGGGAUAAAAUAACUACACUCUGUAAAUCACCCAUUUCUACUUCGUCACAGUCCUAUUCAACAGAUAUAGCUAAUUCAAAUCAUCGAAUUUUCCUGAACAAAUUGUUCCGUUCCGGUAGGCCAACCAGAGAAGAGGUGGAAGAUUGGGCUCGCUCAUUUGAAGCUGUUCUGAGAGAUAAAUAUGGCAUUAUGGUAUUUAGAGAGUUUCUUCGUACAGAGUUCAGCGAUGAAAAUAUUCGUUUCUGGCUAAUUUGUGAGGAGUAUCGCAAUAAGUCUGGUUCAAAGAAUAUGCAACGUAAAGCUUUCAAAAUUUUCAAUGAAUAUGUAGCAGUUCAAGCUGCCAGUGAAGUUAACUUGGAUUCAAAUACAAGAUUACAAACUGAAAAAGAACUUGAAUCAGCUAACAGAAAUACAUUUGACCAGUGUCAACGAAGGAUUCAAUCUUUAAUGGAGAAAGAUUCAUACCGGCGAUUUUUAAGAUCUGACUUAUAUCUGAUAGCACUAGAAAUGAGUAAAGAAAGAGAAAAUUACGAGAUGUCAAAUAAAUUUGGUCGACAUUCUGUAAUAGAUUUUCAAGGACUUAAAAAUGCUCUUAUUUUUGCCAAGAAUUUCUCAGUAACCAACUCAUCGUCUAGUAAAAUAGUACGCAAUUUCAGUACUGUUGACAAUGGGGUAAUCAGUGAAAGUAAGGAGUGUACUAUUACUGCAGCUGGUGAUCAGGAAAGUGAGAAUUCUGAUUGCCAAUUUGAAGUUUCAAAACCUUUUCCUAAAGUAAAAUCAAUUUAUCAACUCAAAGACCAAUCUGUGCAAUGUCAGUCAACUACACUACUAAAGUCGUUAUCGCAUAAUUCCUGAACUUGAACAUACUGACUGAAAGGAGGAAUACUCCUCUCUUUGUAUAGCAAGCUUCUUAUCAUAGUAUAUCCUAAUUCACAUCUAAAGUACAUCGAUUUGAUACCUUUUAUCAAUGAAAAGUCGAACGUGUAAAUUAAUAUAACUUAUUUUUGAUAAAACUUACAACGCUC